UUAAUUAAAGGUGCAAUUGAUAAUGCGGGAACGCCAAUCGUCAGCGAAGCAAUCCGGGCGCAUAUCGAGAAAACACUACACUACGAUACCCGACUGACAGUCCUUGGUCACAUUCAGCGAGGCGGCAAUCCCUCAGCGUUCGACCGAUUGCUUGGCUGUCGUAUGGGUGUCGAAGCAACGAUCGCAGUCACGGAAAUGGAUGCACAGGCAGAACCAUGCGUCGUGUCUAUCGAUGGCAAUCAAAUCAUCCGGUUGCCACUCUUGAGUUGCGUCGAUAAGACCAAAGCUGUUAAGGAUGCAAUGGACAAGAAGGAUUGGCCCACUGCUCUGCGGCUUCGCGGUCGAAGUUUCCGGCGAAAUCUCGAAAUGUUAGCACAGCCAUAUUAUUUUUAUAGUUCUUUCAGUAAAUUAAUAUAAUA
Messenger RNA from Gongylonema pulchrum, 419 nucleotides. Lineage: Eukaryota; Metazoa; Nematoda; Chromadorea; Rhabditida; Gongylonematidae. The record is from the annotation of a GenBank genome assembly.